UCCGACUCGUUCCGGAGAGGCGAACACCCACUGUUUUUCAGACAUAACGGUAUUCUAUACGGAACCAACCUCGAACGAAUUUUCUCUCCAGUCUGGAGUCUGGAGGACCCCGAAACCGUUCUGCCAAGAAGCUUGCUGUCCAAGAAACUUCAAAUUUUAACCGUUUUCAAAGGACCAAUCCCAACUCAAGAAGAUCCAAACCAAAUAUAAUACCACUCCCAUCACCCCCAAUGCUCCGAAACCCAAAACCCUAACGUUUUCUCCCCCUCUGUACAUCGAUGGACAAAGAGGUUCAAAUCCUCUCUCGCCUCGCUGCGAACCACCUACGCCUAGCUCAAUUCGAGCCCCUCCGAGCCAUUAUUCUGGCUCUCCGAUCCCGGAACUCCGACGUCGCUGUCGCCAUCCUCCAAACCAUCGUCGCCCAUUCUGACCGGUUCGAAAACAUUCUCUGGUCACCCUCUUGCCCAUCCCCACCUCUCCUUGCAUACCUAUCCACUCUCGAACUCUUGCAAUUCGAUAAUGCCUCAUCGGCUUGGAGCUUCGAUCCUGAAACACUGCGAUUACGGGCCGAAUUCUUGCUUUUAGUUCAGCAACUGAUCGACCGUGUAUCGGAGAGUAUGCGAAAGAACUUUGAUUUUGAAAACAUGGAGAAAGAUUUUUUGGCUGAGAGUGAGGGUUUGGAGGAGCGAGCCGUGGCAUUAGAUAAGAGCGAGGAUUUGAGAGAUGCAAAUAGUGAAUUGGAUGAUUGCGUGCGGGUCUUGGAUAGGGUUUUAGAAUUAGGCGCUGAGAGGUUGAAGCCAGAUGUUGAAGGGGACGACAAUAACCGGAGCGCGACUUGGGUAAGUCCAGGUGCCAUGCCAAUUGAUGAAGGUGAAUUGAUGUGUUUGAGCAGGGUGAUAUUGGAUCAUUCGGAUGUUUUUGAUGCGCUGUGUUGGAAUAUACAGCGGCAAGUUAGGGGGUGGGAGAGUUAUGACUCGGGUUUAGCAAUCACGGUCCAGGGGGGUGAGAAUGCAAAAAAAGAGGAAUUCUCAGUGGAGGAGAAGGAUUUGAAGGUUCUUGGUUUGAUACAGAGGAUUGUUCAGUCCGCUCAUCUGAACGCCAUGAAGGAAUGCAUGAAGGAGGGCGAUGUAGAAGGAGCGAUUUCUCGAAUUCGUUUUCUGCACAUUGAUUACGGAGUGGAAGGGGCCGAGUAUCGCAUGGUUUUGCAAGAUCUAAUCAAGAGCAUUUUGUCGAGAAGGGAGGGUUUUGGAGACUCAUGGCAUGCCAUGAGAGAAAAAUUGCUAUGGAUUUAUGAACAAGCCCUUUCAUCAAAUUGCAGACAUCUUGUUCAAAUGAUUCAGUUUAUUCAAGAUGAGUUGCUCUCUGAGGAGAUUGGGAUGAAUGGAGCUCUUAAUAAUAGCCAAUUUCCACCUCCACUUGAGCGCUUUCAAAGAUAUCUUGUGGAGUUGGAAUCUAAUGAAGAUAGAUAUGACAAGUCUUCAUCCUUGAAUAUGGCUGUCACUUAUUGUACAAGAGAUAUGUAUCAUUAUGCUCGUGUUUCUGGAUUACAUGUACUUGAUUGUGUCCUGGAAAGUGCCCUAUCUGCUGUGAAGAGGGAGCAACUUCAAGAAGCUAGCAAUGUUCUUAUGUUAUUUCCCCGGCUUCAGCCCUUGGUAGCUUCCAUGGGUUGGGAUUUAUUAUCUGGUAAAACAACAGCACGAAGGAAUUUAAUGCAACUGCUAUGGAUAAGUAAGUUUCAGGUACUGCGAUUGGAAGAGUCUCUGCUCUAUGGUAAUCAAUCGAAGGAGAUAUCUUGUUUGGAACAUCUAUGUGAUAAUUUAUGUUAUCAGCUUGAUGUUGCAUUUUUUGUUGCCUGUGUCAAUUCUGGUCGAGCAUGGAACUCAAAAUUAUCGCUGUUGUCUGGAAAAGAGCAAACAACAUUAGGAUAUGAAGGUGCCCAGUCAGAUGCUUUUGUUGAAAAUCUUGUGUUGGAAAGACUCUCUGUACAAAGUCCUCUUCGGGUAUUGUUUGAUGUUGUUCGGGAUAUUAAAUUUCAAGAAGCUAUGGAAUUGAUCAGUCUGCAGCCAAUUGCUUCGACCGCAGAUGCCUGGAAGAGAAAGCAAGAUGUGGAACUUAUACACAUGCGCUAUGCUCUAGAAUCAGCAGUUCUUGCACUAGGAACAAUGGAAAGGGGCAUGGCAAAUGAAAGAGAAACCCAUCACCAGUUGGCAUUAUGCCAUUUGAAGGACCUGCAGAGCCAUUUGGGAGCCAUUAAUAAUAUUUCCCGCAAGAUAUUUAUGGUGAAUGUUAUAAUUUCGCUUUUACAUAUGGAUGAUCUAUCUCGGAAUAUGGCACAUUGUGUCUCCCCAGAGAGAGACUCUGAAUCCGGUUACACCCGUGCUUGGGAAAAUAAUGAUCUCUCUCCAUGUAAUGAAGGAAACAAAGUGGUUAUAUUUUUCACGGAGAGAAUACUUGAUAUAUUACAUCGCAAUCUUCCUUCAGCUGUAAUUGAACUAGAGCAAGCACUGAGUGAGGGUGUAAGAACAGGUGGAAGACAGGCCUUGGAGUGGAGAGUCUCUGUUGCUAAAAGUUUCAUCGAAGAGUGGGAAUGGCGUUUGUCAAUCUUGCAGCGCCUUUUACCAUUAUCUGAACGCCAGUGGGGAUGGAAGGAAGCAUUGACUGUAUUACGUGCUGCCCCAUCCAAACUACUCAACCUUUGCAUGCAAAAAGCAAAGUAUGACAUUGGAGAAGAGGCGGUCCAGCGAUUUGCAUUAUCUGCUGAAGAUAAAGCUACACUUGAAUUAGUUGAAUGGGUUGAUAGUGCCUUCAAAAGAGCAUCGGUAGACGUUGUAGUGUCGCGUGCUGAUGACAGUGCAGUACAAGAUCUAGAUUUUACUUCUUUGCGCUCGCAAUUAGGUUCUUUGGCUUCAAUUCUCCUUUGUAUUGAUGUUGCUGCUACUGCUGCAAGGUCAGCAAAGAUGUCACAAACACUUUUGAAUCAGGCACAAGUUAUGUUAUCUGAGAUAUAUCCUGGAGGUUCUCCAAAGAUGGGAUCCACUUACUGGGAUCAAAUCCUUGAAGUUGGAGUGAUUUCUGUUUCACGGCGGGUCCUCAAGCGUUUACUUGAGUUCUUGGAACAGGAUAACCCUCCUACACUUCAGGCCUUGUUAUCUGGGGAAAUAAUCAUCUCUUCUUCUAAGGAGACCCACCGACAGGGACAAAGGGAACGUGCUCUUGCUAUGCUACAUCAGAUGAUUGAAGAUGCUCACAGGGGCAAGCGUCAGUUUUUAAGUGGUAAGCUUCAUAAUCUUGCAAGAGCUGUUGCUGAUGAAGAAACAGAACUCAAUUUCCCUCAAGGGGAAGGCCCACAUUCUGAUCGAAAGGCUCUCUCCAAUUUUGAUAAGGAUGGGGUUCUUGGGCUUGGGUUAAGAUCUGCUAAACAAAUACCCUUAAGCUCAAUGGCUGCGGAAACUGGUGCGCAGCCUGUUGAUUAUGACAUGAAAGAUUCUGGGAAGAGAUUAUUUGGUCCAUUAAGUACCAAGCCCACAACGUAUCUUUCACAAUUUAUUCUCCAUAUUGCUGCAAUUGGUGACAUAGUUGAUGGGACUGAUACAACUCAUGAUUUCAACUUCUUCUCGCUUGUGUUUGAAUGGCCUAAGGAUCUUUUAACUCGUCUGGUCUUUGACCGAGGCAGCACCGAUGCAGCUGGAAAGGUUGCUGAGAUUAUGGGUGCUGAUUUUGUGCAUGAAGUGAUCUCUGCAUGUGUACCUCCAGUUUAUCCUCCACGAUCUGGUCAUGGAUGGGCAUGCAUUCCUGUCAUUCCUACCUGCUCUCAGAGUGACUCUGAAAAUAAAGUACUCUCCCCCAGUUCUAAAGAAGCUAAACCUAAUAGUUACACCCGUUCCUCAGCAACACCUGGAAUCCCUCUAUACCCUCUCCAAUUGGAUGUGGUAAAACAUUUGGUUAAAAUAUCUCCAGUGAGGGCUGUCUUAGCUUGUGUUUUUGGGAGCAGUAUAUUGUACUCUGGCAGUGACUCUUCUAUAUCAGGCUCCUUCAAUGAUGGAUUUCUUCAGGCACCUGAUGUUGACAGGUUGUUUUAUGAAUUCGCGCUUGAUCAAUCUGAGCGGUUCCCAACUUUAAAUCGAUGGAUACAAAUGCAAACUAACCUUCAUCGAGUCUCAGAAGUUGCUGUCGCAACAAAGGAAAGAGCUGAUGAUGCCAAGCUUAAACCUGAAUCAAGAUAUGCUAUUAAAAGAAUCCGGGAGCUUGACAAUGAUACAGAGUCAGAAAUUGAUGACACUAUUAACAGCAGUAAUAUUUCAUCAGCUUUGCAAGACCCCAACAGUCUAGGGGUUUCAGCUCUUGAUCCUUGGCACGAUUCCUUGAAAUCUGAGGUUGAUGAACUUGAUGCUACAGUUUUCCUUUCUUUUGAUUGGGAGAAUGAAGAACCCUAUGUGAAAGCCAUCGAACGGUUGAUUGAUGAAGGAAAAUUAAUGGAUGCUCUUGCACUUUCGGAUCGCUUUCUAAGUAAUGGAGUAUCAGACCGGUUACUUCAGCUACUCAUUGAGCGUGGGGAAGAGUAUAAUUCGAUCUCUGGACAACCUCAAGGGUAUGGCAGCCAUAACAUCUGGAGCAAUAGUUGGCAGUAUUGCCUGCGGUUGAAAGAUAGGCAGCUAGCUGCUAAACUUGCCCUCAAGUAUAUGCACAGAUGGGAACUUGAUGCUGCUUUGGAUGUUCUGACAAUGUGCAGCUGUCACCUGCCAUAUAGUGAUCCACUUAGAAAUGAGGUCUUGCAAAUGAAACAAGCUUUGCAGAGGUACAGCCACAUAUUAAGUGCAGAUGAUCAUUAUAGUAGCUGGCAAGAGGUUGAAGCAGAAUGUAAGGAAGAUCCCGAGGGCUUAGCACUUAGAUUAGCGGGAAAAGGAGCUGUUUCUGCUGCAUUAGAAGUGGCAGAAAGUGCAGGAUUAUCUAUAGAUUUGCGGAGAGAACUGAAGGGCCGGCAACUCGUGAAACUUCUCACCGCUGAUCCUCUCAAUGGUGGAGGUCCAGCAGAAGCUUCACGGUUUCUUUCUUCACUACGUGACUCAGAUGAUGCUCUACCAGUUGUAAUGGGUGCAAUGCAGUUGUUACCUAAUUUACGGUCAAAGCAACUUCUUGUUCACUUCUUUCUCAAGCGAAGAGAAGGAAAUCUCUCGGAUGUUGAGGUUUCACGGCUUAACUCCUGGGCCUUAGGUCUUCGUGUUUUGGCUGCCUUGCCUUUGCCAUGGCAGCAAAGAUGUUCUUCACUGCAUGAACACCCUCAUUUGAUACUGGAGGUGCUUCUGAUGAGGAAACAACUGCAAUCUGCGGCCCUGAUCCUUAAAGAAUUUCCGUCAUUGAGAGACAACAACAGAGUUAUUGCAUAUGCAGCAAAAGCUAUUACUGUCAGUAUUAGCUCCCAACCUAGAGAACAUCGGAUAUCUGUUUCUGGAACAAGACCAAGGCAGAAAACAAGAGCAGGUAUUCCUGCACGGUCAUCUUUCACCAGCAGUCUAAGUAACUUGCAAAAAGAGGCUCGCAGAGCUUUCUCUUGGACUCCACGAAAUACUGGAGACAAGGCUGCUCCAAAAGAUGUUUAUCGAAAAAGAAAGAGUUCUGGUUUGACUUCAUCUGAAAGAGUUGCUUGGGAGGCUAUGACUGGAAUUCAAGAAGAUCGUGUUUCAUCAUAUCCUGGAGAUGGGCAAGAACGGCUCCCCUCAGUUUCAAUUGCUGAGGAAUGGAUGCUGACAGGUGAUGCUGUUAAGGAUGAAUCUAUUCGUGCAUCUCACAGAUAUGAAAGUGCCCCUGACAUAACUCUCUUUAAGGCACUGCUUUCUCUGUGUUCUGAUGAGUCAGUGUCUGCCAAAAGUGCCAUGGACUUGUGUAUCAAUCAGAUGAAGAAUGUGUUGAGCUCCCAACAGUUGCCUGAGAAUGCAUCCAUGGAAACAAUUGGUCGAGCAUAUCAUGCCACAGAGACCAUUGUACAGGGACUACUCUAUUGUAAAUCCUUGCUGAGAAAGCUUACAGGGAGUAGUGAGAUGUCUUGUAAUUCUGAAAGAAGUAGGGAUGCUGAUGAUGCAUCUUCUGAUGCUGGUAGCUCCAGUGUGGGUAGCCAGUCUACGGAUGAGUUAUCUGAACUUCUCAUACUGGUAGAAAUCUGGCUAGCACGUUCUGAGCUGCUUCAAAGCCUCUUGGGAUCAGGAAUUGCUGCUUCUCUUGAUGACAUUGCUGAUAAGGAGUCAUCUGCACGUCUCCGUGACAGGUUAAUUGUAGAGGAACGAUACAGCAUGGCUGUGUAUACUUGCAAAAAGUGUAAGAUUGAUGUUGUUCCUGUCUGGACUGCAUGGGGACAUGCUUUGAUUCGGAUGGAGCGUUAUGCACAAGCUCGUGUGAAGUUUAAGCAAGCCCUUCAAUUGUAUAAGGGUGAUCCUGCACCUGUCAUUUUAGAGAUUAUUAAUACAAUAGAAGGUGGUCCACCAGUUGAUGUCUCAGCAGUUCGUUCCAUGUAUGAGCAUUUGGCCAAAAGUGCACCUACAAUCCUGGAUGAUUCUCUUUCUGCUGAUUCAUAUCUCAAUGUUUUAUACAUGCCAUCUACCUUUCCACGCUCAGAGAGAUCCCGGCGGUCUCAGCUGUCCACGGAUAAUAAUUCCUCCCAGAGUUCUGACUUUGAAGAUGGACCUCGCAGCAAUCUGGACAGCAUUCGAUAUGUUGAAUGUGUUAACUAUUUACAAGAAUAUGCACGCCAGCAUUUGCUGUAUUUUAUGUUUAGGAAUGGUUACUACAAUGAUGCUUGUAUGUUGUUUUUCCCUCCAAAUGCCGUUCCUCCCCCUCCCCAGCCAUCAACGAUGGGGGUAGUUGCAACUUCAUCUUCAUCUCCUCAAAGACCUGAUCCUUCGGUGACUGAUUAUGGGACAAUUGAUGAUUUGUGUGAGUUGUGUGUUGGUUAUGGUGCGAUGCCUGUUCUUGAGGAAGUGGUUUCAACAAGAAUGUCCUCAGCAAAUCUGCAGGAUGUGGCCGUAAAUCAGUAUACAGCUGCGGCCCUUGUCAGAAUUUGCACCUAUUGUGAAACACACAAACAUUUCAAUUAUUUAUACAAGUUUCAGGUUAUUAAAAAGGACCACGUUGCUGCUGGACUUUGUUGUAUUCAGUUGUUUAUGAACUCUUCUACACAAGAGGAAGCUGUGAAAUAUUUGGAACAUGCUAAGAUGCAUUUUGAUGAAGGUUUGUCCGCCCGACAUAGAGGAGGGGAUUCUACUAAGCUUGUCACAAAGGGUGCUAGAGGAAAAAGUGCUUCUGAGAAGCUUACUGAAGAAGGACUUGUGAAGUUUUCUGCUCGGGUUUCGAUUCAGGUGGAAGUUGUGAAAUCCUUUAAUGAUUCAGAUGGGCCACAGUGGAAAUAUUCACUUUUUGGGAAUCCAAAUGACCCUGAAACAUUCAGGAGAAGAUGCCAAAUUGCUGAGACUCUCGUGGAGAAGAAUUUUGAUUUAGCUUUCCAAGUGAUAUAUGAAUUCAGCCUUCCUGCUGUUGAUAUAUACGCUGGAGUUGCUGCAUCACUUGCUGAGAGGAAAAAGGGCAGUCAAUUGACAGAAUUUUUCAGAAACAUAAAAGGCACAAUUGAAGAUGAUGAUUGGGACCAGGUCUUGGGGGCUGCAAUAAAUGUUUAUGCUAACAAACACAAAGAACGCCCUGACCGUCUCAUAGACAUGUUAACCAGCAGCCACAGGAAGGUUCUGGCUUGUGUGGUUUGUGGUCGUUUAAAAAGUGCUUUCCAAAUUGCUUCUCGAAGUGGAAGUGUAGCUGAUGUCCAAUAUGUAGCUCAUCAGGCAUUACAUUCAAAUGCACUCCCAGUGUUCGAUAUGUGUAAACAAUGGUUGGCUCAGUACAUGUAAUUUGCUGCUAGUGAGAAAUUAUAGAGAAGAAUUUUAGUUUUGGCCAAGAUGAAUUGAGGGCAUUGGAUUUUCAACAGCCACGGUUUUCGAUAAGGAUUGCACUGAGGUUACUUGAAAGUGCUUUCUUAAAAUCGAUGACCCCUGAAAUGUUGAAAACAAGGGCUUAUACGGUCAUUCGCUUUCCUAUGUGCCAUUGUUUUGGUUCCGUUGCCGUUCUUUGACUGCCAUCUGACAUUGUUGAGGCUAAUUUCAAAUCGUCAGGAGUUUUGGGUUAGCCUUAUCUUAUGUAAUAUGUUGUAACUUGCUGUUGGGGGAGGAUAUGUGGAGAAAAAAAUCAGUCACGUGGCCCAAUAGAAAUUGCAGCAAAUCAUGAAUCAUCCCGAGAUCCACAUUUUAGGCCUGAAUCUGACUCCAUUUGGAUGUAAAGGGUUACAGUUCUGCCACAGUUAAAGAGUAGAUUUGCGUGGCAAUGUAUAGAUUAUGAAAGAGAAGAAAAAAAAUCAGCAUGAUAUUCACAUACAUAUAUGUAUUCCCUCUCACGGGUAAAAUUUUGACUUGUAAAAUACGAAAUUGGUUCGUCUCGUUCGUUUA
This is a messenger RNA of Carya illinoinensis, 8477 nucleotides long. RefSeq lists its product as uncharacterized. The record is from RefSeq and is a predicted model, not a curated record. NCBI's taxonomy places the organism in Eukaryota, Viridiplantae, Streptophyta, Magnoliopsida, Fagales, Juglandaceae. The transcript has 36 exons. The coding region runs from base 279 to 7886 and encodes 2535 amino acids.